AUGUGUGGUGGGGGGGAGUACACCACAACCUUCCCCCCCAUCCCCACUAUCCACCCCGACACAGCCCCAAUCCAUUAUAUCACCCGACACAGCCCCAAUCCAUUAUAUCACCCGACACAGCCCCAAUCCAUUAUAUCACCCGACACAGCCCCAAUCCAAUAUAUCACCCGACACAGCCCUAAACCACUAUCUCACCCGACACAGCCCCAAUCCAUUAUAUCACCCGACACAGCCCCAAUCCAUUAUAUCACCCGACACAGCCCCAAUCCAUUAUAUCACCCGACACAGCCCCAAUCCAAUAUAUCACCCGACACAGCCCUAAACCACUAUCUCACCCGACACAGCCCCGAUGCAGCCCUCCCCAGCGUCUUGCGUAUACCCCAGCAGCAGCACCGAGACAGCCAGGUGGUGCGUCGGGAGGUGUUUUAUAACUCGGCUUAA
Messenger RNA from Eriocheir sinensis (Chinese mitten crab), 441 nucleotides. RefSeq lists its product as uncharacterized. Lineage: Eukaryota; Metazoa; Arthropoda; Malacostraca; Decapoda; Varunidae. The coding region runs from base 1 to 441 and encodes 146 amino acids. The record is from RefSeq and is a predicted model, not a curated record. The transcript has 2 exons.